Molecule: messenger RNA, 3115 nt
Organism: Branchiostoma belcheri (Belcher's lancelet)
Lineage: Eukaryota; Metazoa; Chordata; Leptocardii; Amphioxiformes; Branchiostomatidae
Product: glutamyl aminopeptidase-like
Exons: 21
Coding region: 108-2963 (951 amino acids)
Biological process (GO): proteolysis; peptide catabolic process
Cellular component (GO): cytoplasm
Molecular function (GO): metalloaminopeptidase activity; zinc ion binding; peptide binding
Source: RefSeq, a predicted model, not a curated record
AGAUGAAAACCAAUCGACUGCCGGAUCGUGACGCGUGACAACGCCCACAGAACACUUCACCGUACACCGCCGGUGGGUAGCUGGGUCUCCGGUCCUGUCCUUACAUAAUGGCAUCCUGCCUGGAAAAGUUUGGGAAGAAAAGACUGUUCCUGCUCGUUGGCUUCCUGGUAGUCGUCGCGGCUAUCAUAGGAAUCAUCGUCGGCGUAACCUCUAACCAGUCCCCGAGCGCAUCGCAAGGAGACUCCGAUGAACACGGAGGCGACAAGACGACCAAAGCCCCCGUGGUUCCUACGGGUACUCAGACCAUGUGGCCGCCGGGCAGCCCGUGGCUGACGCUCCGUCUACCUGACUACAUCAUCCCGGUACACUACAACCUCACCCUCUGGCCAGACCUCGUGGCUGAUACCUUCACCGGGAAGGUGGCGAUCGACCUGAAAGUCAGCCAGCCGACCAAGUACAUCCUUCUACACAUCAACCAACUCGUGCUCCAGACUCCCACCGUGUAUCAGAAACUGACGGGCGCGUCCUACGCGGUCCUCCGCACCUUCGAGUAUCUACCGAACCAGUUUUACGUCAUCGAAAUGUCCAGCGAGAUUCCCGCGAAUAACGGAAACGACGACGGGGACAUGUACGUGGUAACCGUGGACUUCAGCGGCAGUCUUGUCGGACACAUUGUCGGAUUCUACAAGAGCACUUAUACCAACUCCCAGGGUGAGACAAGGUCUUUGGCUACCAGUAAGUUCCAGCCCACGGACGCCAGGAGGGCCUUCCCUUGUUUCGACGAGCCGGCCCUGAAGGCAGAGUUCACCGUCAUCCUCAUCCACCAGCCGCAGUACAUCGCCAUUUCUAACAUGCCUAUCGACGUGGCUUACACCAGAGGUGACGGGCUGGUAGAAACACAUUUCCAGAGAUCGGUCCCCAUGAGCUCCUACCUCGCCUGUUUCAUUGUGUGUGACUUCAAGUACACGGAAAGCGUCACACGUGGUGGAACACCGAUUCGCGUCUACGCCACCCCAGACCAGGUGAACAACACCCUGUACGCGCUGGACAUCAUGAGGAACGUCACCGACUAUUUCGAGGAGCUUUUCCGAAUCCCCUAUCCACUGCCUAAGCUUGACCAGAUCGCCAUCCCUGACUUUGUGUCCGGCGCCAUGGAGCACUGGGGACUCAUCACGUACCGGGAGACCAACCUUCUGUACGAGGAGGGAGUCUCCUCUGCAGGCAACAAGCAGCGCGUGGCCAGUGUCGUGGCGCACGAGUUGGCCCAUAUGUGGUUCGGUAACAUUGUCACCAUGGAGUGGUGGGACGAUCUGUGGCUGAACGAAGGUUUCGCCAGUUUUGUGGAGUAUCUGGGCGUCAACGAGGCAGAACCCGAUUGGCAGAUGCUGGACCAAUUUAUCGUGCAGGAUCUACAGCCCGUGUACGGUCUGGACGCCCUGACAACAUCCCAUCCCAUCAUCCUCCCUGUUAACCGUCCUGAAGAGAUCACCGAGAUUUUCGACUCGAUCUCUUACAGCAAGGGGGCGUCUGUUAUCCGUAUGCUGCGAAGUUUCCUCGGGGAGACCGCCUUCCAAACCGGCAUCACGCAAUAUCUGACGGACUUCUCCUACAGCACGGCCCGAACAGAUGACCUGUGGAGCGCGCUUGGGGCGGCCAGCAAUCAACCGGUCAAGCAAAUCAUGGACACUUGGACCAAGCAGAUGGGGUUCCCGGUAGUCCACUUCCGCAACACGAGCUCGAGUCUACUGGUCACUCAGGAACGGUGUCUGGUGGACCGGACAGCUGACACCAGCAACAGCCAAUACGACUCACCGUACAAUUAUACGUGGUCCAUCCCGCUAUCGUUCUACCAACUGGAAACUAAAGACAACCCAUGGAAUGACGUCAUGGAUACAAAAGAAGUUGUUAUAACGAAUUGGCGACCCGACUCGGCAAAGAAGUGGAUCAUCGGAAACGUCAACCGGUACGGUUAUUACAGGGUGACGUUUGACGCAGACGUCUGGGCCGCCGUGACGCAACAACUUCAGGACGAUCACCUGAUGUUUUCAGCCGCUGACCGGUCUGGACUUCUCGACGACGGCUUCGCAUUGGCACGCGGUGGAUACCUGAGUUACUCGGUGGCUCUGGAUCUGACUAAGUACCUGGACCAGGAGGAGGGCUUCCUCCCGUGGGACACCGCAGUGUCGUCCCUGUCCAGCGUCACCAACCUGCUGGAGAACACCGACCAGUUUGAUGCGUGGAAGAAUUAUUGCAGCAGCAAAGUCCGGUCUUUGGCAGACACUUUGGGAUUUAGGGAAGGUGGAACACAUCUUGAACAACUUCAACGUUCAAACGUCUUGGGGUUUGCCCUGAGGACCGGGGACAUCAAUGCCUUGAACAAUGCCUCCGCCUUCUUCCAGCGAUGGUUACAGGGCGAAAGUGUUCCUUCGGCUUUCCGGUCGCUAGUAUACCGAUAUGGCAUGCAGCAGGACGGAGAUGAGGCGGCAUGGAACUACAUGUGGAACAAGUACAGUACAGAGACACUGGCACAGGACAAGAUACGUCUUCUCUACGGUCUGGCAUUCGUGCCUGACGGAAACCUUCUCAGAAGGUUGCUUGAGUACAGCAUGGAUGAGAACCUCAUCCGGAGUCAGGAUUUCAACUCGGCCGUUAUCUACGUCUCCUACACUUCACUCGGCCUGCCUAUUGUGUGGGACUGGGUACGGGAGAAGUGGCCAGAACUGGUCAACAGGUUCGGCUUGGACUCUCGAGCCCUGGGACGCCUCGUUCCCAGCAUCGUCUCAGGUUUCAGUACUGAUGCUGAGUUGCAGGAGGUGCUGGACUUCUUUGCCCUGUAUCCAGAGGCCGGGGCAGGUGCGAGGGGCCGGGAACAAGCAUUGGAGAGGAUCCGCAGCAACAUUGCCUGGCAAAACGCCAACUUAGACCACAUUAAAAACUGGUUACAGGACAACAGUGCUCGCUAAAACAGGUCCAUGAUAUAUGGUUGUAUCUUGGCGAAAUCUGAAGUGCCUUUCAGGAAUGUGUCAGGAAUCAACUAUAUCAAUAAUGUCAUCAAAUUAGAUAUAGAUUCCUAGGGAGUCCUUGAGUAUAUGGGCAAACACACCAAAAAAUGUUU